This is a messenger RNA of Periophthalmus magnuspinnatus, 2046 nucleotides long. RefSeq names its product dual specificity phosphatase 1 (gene dusp1). The record is from RefSeq and is a predicted model, not a curated record. Gene Ontology annotation, biological process: endoderm formation; protein dephosphorylation; negative regulation of p38MAPK cascade. The transcript is spliced from 4 exons. NCBI's taxonomy places the organism in Eukaryota, Metazoa, Chordata, Actinopteri, Gobiiformes, Gobiidae. Gene Ontology annotation, molecular function: protein tyrosine/threonine phosphatase activity; MAP kinase tyrosine/serine/threonine phosphatase activity. Bases 202 to 1332 code for a protein of 376 amino acids. Gene Ontology annotation, cellular component: nucleus; cytoplasm.
GCACUCGCAAUAAAAGUAACAAAUACAACUUUAGUAAGAAGAACUUAAGAAGCAAUAACAGCCAAGAAGCAAAGGAAUAUCUCUUUCACUCUUCUGUUUGGUGUUUAAUCCUCUGGACACAGGACUUUGUUGAAUCUUCUCACGGGACUCUCUUAAAUCUUCGUCCAGUCAAAGCGUCUUUUUCCGCUCGGCGCGCGCUUUAUGUAUCUGGAUUUAUCUUUCCCUCCGCGCACUUCUACUAUGGUCAUAAUGGAGGUCCCGACUCUCGACUGUGCGUCUCUGCGCGUCUUUCUGGACGCCGCCGUCCCGAGCUGCCUCGUGCUCGACUGUCGCUCGUUCAUCUCGUUUAACGCGUCCCACAUCGCGGGCUCCAGUAACGUGCGCUUCAGCACCAUCGUCCGCAGGAGGGCGAGGGGAGGCCUGGGACUAGAACACAUUGUGCCCAACGAGGACACGAGGAGCCGGCUCCUGUCCGGAGACUUCCAGUGUGUGGUGCUGCUGGACGACAGGAGUCAGGACUUAAGCCAGGCCAAGAAGGACGGGACCCUCAUGGUGGCAGUCACAGCCCUGUGCCGCGACCCGUGUGGAGCCCGGGUCUUUAUUCUCAAAGGUGGAUUUGACGCCUUCUCCACAGAAUAUCCAGAGAUGUGCACAAAACCCACACCUCCACAGGGGCUCAGCCUCCCCCUGAGCUCCAGCCACCCAGAGAGUGCAGGACCAGGCUGCAGUCCAUGCAACACCCCCCUUUAUGACCAGGGUGGUCCUGUGGAGAUCCUGCCCUUCUUGUACCUUGGCAGUGCCUACCACGCUUCCAGAAAAGACAUGCUGGACAUGCUGGGCAUCACUGCUCUUAUCAAUGUUUCUGCCAACUGCCCAAACCACUUUGAAGACUCGUAUCAGUACAAAAGUAUCCCUGUGGAGGACAACCACAAAGCCGAUAUCAGCUCCUGGUUCAACGAGGCCAUAGAGUUUAUCGACUCGGUCAGAAAUAAGGGAGGACGUGUGUUUGUGCACUGUCAGGCCGGGAUCUCCCGCUCCGCGACCAUCUGCCUGGCGUACCUGAUGCGGACCAACCGCGUGAGGCUGGACGAGGCCUUCGAGUUUGUCAAACAGCGGCGCAGCAUCAUCUCCCCAAACUUCAGCUUCAUGGGUCAGCUGCUUCAGUUCGAGUCCCAGGUCCUGGCGACGUCCAGCUGCUCCACGGAGGCGGGCAGCCCGGCCCUCGGCAACACCAGCACUGUCUUCAACUUCCCCGUGUCCAUCCCCGUCCACUCCUCAGCCGGACAGCGCUCGUUCCUCCACAGCCCCAUCACCACCUCGCCCACCUGCUGAGACAAACUGACUGUUAGAACGGACUCGUGUGCUGCUCUGAGCUUUAGUGACACUGGUGUGGAGCGGUUCUUCUGACUGGCCAAGUCUUUUGGCUGUACAUAGGCCUUAAUAUUUCAAUGGGAGAUUUGAUGUCGACCGUCAGGCAGUAUUUGUUUAACCCCCUGUAAUAAUGUGAGUCGUACUUCACAGUGAUAACAAGGGAAAUGGCUGAAAGUAACUCACAGUUUGCCUUUUCUUGCAUUUGCCUUUAGAUAAUCAUUUUUAAUCAUUUCUUCUACAAAUGUGUCUCAGGAAUAUCUGUUUUUCUUGGUCAAAUCUUUGGUCCUUUGUGGUAAAAGUAGCACACAAAUCUUUUACCCAGUUUGGACAGCUGAAGUGACUUUUUGACAAACGAUGAAUGUAUCCCCCCCCCGUGUUUGUUCUUGUUGAUGUGGCACUUGAAUAUUAGGUCAACGCUCUCCCAUUAUCACACGCCUUUGACGUCAUGUCCCCUAGCCAAGCUAAAACUGACAUGUUGAGGAAAACUGACCAAUGAAUACCUCAUGUUUGUACUGUGUACUGCAGCGCUGACACAGUAAACCCCAGAGACACUUAAAAGGGGUGGAGUCGCUGCAAACUGACAUAUUUAUUUAAGUAAAGUAAUAUAUUUCGUAAUCUAUUUUUGCAUAUGUUUGUUUUUAUACCGUUGAAUAAAAGAAAUUUUGUACUGAAAAA